AUAGUGAUGGCGUCAAAUGGACAUUUCUUAACACAGAUACCACAACCAAUACACAAAGUUUCGGAAAUGAAAGCGAUCUUGGAUGCUGGAGUGACUUCAAUACACAACUUCCCGGUCUUGACUACGGGACAACUCUUUCUACAUUCUUGCUUACACUUUUUUGGCUUACAUCUGUCAGUGGAAACAAUAGCAAUUCUUUCGUUCUUGGAACUGGUUUCACCCUUUGUGUUAUUCUUUGCUCGAGCACUCAUCUUGAUAUGUCUCUUAAGUAGCGAUUAUUGUUUAAGUGUAGGCUGA
Molecule: messenger RNA, 297 nt
Organism: Spathaspora passalidarum NRRL Y-27907
Lineage: Eukaryota; Fungi; Ascomycota; Pichiomycetes; Serinales; Debaryomycetaceae
Exons: 1
Source: RefSeq, a predicted model, not a curated record